GGUCGCCACCGUGACGCGUUUUACUUCCGGGUGAGCGCCAGUAGGCGCCAUAUUGUCUUGUUCGUGAAGACGAGGAGCGAAAGAAGGGAGAACGCGGCCGCCGGGCGGUAGCAGCGGCGGUGCCGGCGGCGGGAGGCAGGGGAGCGUUUGAAAUAUAGACUAUAUAAAGACUUAAAAGAUGUGGGAUCAAGGUGGACAACCUUGGCAGCAAUGGCCUUUGAACCAACAGCAGUGGAUGCAGUCAUUUCAGCACCAGCAAGAUCCAAGCCAGAUUGACUGGGCUGCAUUAGCUCAAGCAUGGAUUGCUCAGCGAGAAGCCUCAGGGCAACAGAGUGUAGUGGAACAACAAGGAAUGAUGCCAAACGGACAGGAUAUUUCAGGGAUAGAGUCUGGUCCAAACAACCAUAAUAAUUUUCAGGGGGAUCCCAACUUCAACAGAAUGUGGCAAACAGAAUGGGGAAUGCCUCACCAACCCCCUCACCCACCUCCAGAUCAGCAGUGGAUGGCUCCAAGCACAGGUCAAAUGGAAAUUGUUCCUCCAUCGGAAGACAGCAACAGUCAGGACAGUGGGGAAUUUGCUCCUGACAACAGGCAUAUAUUUAACCAGAACAAUCACAACUUUGGGGGACCUCCCGAUAACUUUGCAAUGGGGCCAGUGAACCAGUUUGACUAUCAGCAUGGGGCUGCUUUUGGUCCACCUCAAGGUGGAUUUCAUCCACCUUAUUGGCAGCCAGGACCACCAGGGCCGCCAGGUCCACCAGCACCUCCUGCACCUCCUCAAAAUCGAAGGGAAAGACCCUCAUUCAGAGACCGACAACGUUCACCUAUUGCGAUGCCUGUGAAGCAGGAGCCUCCGCAGAUUGAUGCUGUGAAGCGUAGAACUCUGCCUGCUUGGAUUCGUGAGGGCCUUGAAAAGAUGGAACGAGAAAAACAGAAAAAAUUGGAAAAAGAGAGGAUGGAGCAGCAACGCUCACAGAUGUCUAAAAAAGACAAAAAGGAAAACGAGGAGGCUGAAGAAGUGGAUGGUCCACGGUUACCUCAAAAAAGCAAAUUUGACAGUGAUGAGGACGAUGAAGAUGCUGAAAACACAGAAGCUGUAAGCGUUGGGAAAAUCAGCAGGAGUCCAUCCCCGGCUCCUCAAGAGGAGCAAAGUGAACCAGAAAUGACAGAAGAAGAAAAGGAAUAUCAAAUGAUGAUGCUGACAAAAAUGCUGCUGACAGAGAUUCUCUUAGAUGUCACAAAUGAAGAAAUUUAUUAUGUGGCCAAAGAUGUUCACCGUAAAGCAACUAAAGCUCCUGCAAAACAGCUGGCACAGUCCAGUGCACUGGCUUCCCUCACUGGACUCGGUGGACUGGGUGGUUAUGGAUCAGGAGACAGUGAAGAUGAGAGGAGUGACAGAGGCUCUGAAUCAUCUGAUACUGAUGAUGAGGAAUUACGACACAGAAUCAGGCAAAAACAGGAAGCAUUUUGGAGAAAAGAGAGAGAACAGCAACUACUACUAGAAAAACAGCUAGAAGAAGAAAAGCUACAAAAUGAAAAAAUCUCAAAGGAGAUGAAUGAAUUUAUCAACAAAGAACAAAACAGUAACUUGGCAUCACAGGAGGCAAAAGAGCUUGAAGCAGACAUGGUUCAUGAAAAGAAAAGAUCUCCAAACGCAAUCGCACCUGAUCUAGAACUCAAAAAAGAGGGUAAAGAAAGGACAGGAAGGAGUGGGUCAAGAAGCUCUAGUAGCGGUAGCACUAGCAGCAAUAGCAGGAGCAGCAGCAGUAGCAGCAGCGUAUCCAGUUCAUCCUAUAGCACUAGCUCAGGUAGUAGUCGCAGCUCUUCGCCUUCUUCCUCUCCUAAAAGGAAGAAGAGGCACAGUCGCAGUAGGACGCCUUCACAUAAAGUUAGGCGCAGCAGAAGCAGGAGUUACUCCCACAGAAACAGGAGAGAGAGGAGUAGGAGCAGGGAGAAAAUAAGGGAAAGGAGAAGGUCUAGUAGAAAUCGCAGCGCUGAAAGAGGGGAGAGGCGAAGAAAUCGGAGUCCUUCUCGAGAGAGAAGCUGGGAUAGACGUAGAAGUAGCAGCCGCUCAAGAGACAGGCGAGCCAACCGUGCGAGCCGCAGCAGAAGCAGGGACAGACGUAAAACUGAAGACCAGCGUAGAAGCCCUGCUGGAAAUAGGCACAAACAUAAAAGUGAGGGUAAAGAUCAAGAAAGGAAGAAGGAGCAGAGCGGAGGUGUAGACAAAGACAGAAAAAAGAACAGAGAAAGGGAGAGAGAUCAGGAAAAAAGAAAAGAUAAGCCGAAAAAAGAGGAAAAAGAAAGUAAGGCUGGCAAUCAUGACGACAGUAGAUUAAAGAGAAAAAGAGACAGCGAAAGAACUUUCUCUCGCGGUGAUUCAAUAUGUGUGAAAAUAAUCAGACAGGAUUCCAGACAAGAAAGCAAAAAAAUUUCUACCAAAGAUAGCAAAAAACGGUCAGGCUCCGAAUCUAGUGCGAGGAGUAGUUCUGAAUCACCAGGAAGCAGUAAAGAAAAGAAGGCUAAGAAAUCGAAGCAUAUUCGGUCAUGCUCCAUGGAGAAAUCUCAAAGGUCUGGUAAGAAGGCAAGCCGCAAACACAAGUCUAAGUCACGAUCAAGAUCAACAACUCCUCUUCGUCGUAAACGCUGAGGAAUUUAUGGCACCAGUGCUAUGACGUUUAAAAAUUCCAUGAGUUAUAAAAGGCUUGUCUCAUUAUAGAGGCACAUUGUGGCUAUGUAGGUGAAACCAGAAUCCUUUUUUUAUCUGUAAAUAGGUGUAUUUUUUCCAAAUGCUGCUCAGAAUUAAAUACCUAAUAGGAUUUCUUUGUAUUACAUUUUUUCAAGAACGGUAGUGCUUAUUAAGAAUAUAAAACAUGCCAUUCUCUUUCAGCUGUAAUGUUCUUAAAAUUACUAUUGAAUGUACUGUGAUGUCAAUAAAGCUCUUUAGUUCAUUUUUUGUUUAAAAUUCUUGCACCCGAAUUUUGUGUUAAAUUGUAGAAAGUACCUUUUUUUAAAAAAAAAAAAAAAAAAGAAAAGAAAAAGGCAGCUUUUUUGGUAUAACAAAUUUUUAAAGUACUUGAAAAAGAUUUUAGUGUAAAACACUUGUCAAAGUAUGUAAUCCGUGGACCUGACGAGAUUUAUCUCGGGGGGGUGUGGGGCGUGGAAGAACAAAGAAAAGACAUCAUACUUUUGAUAUGUGUAAUAGAUUUUUAAUAUCCUUUUGAUUUGGACUAGCAAGUAAUAUAUGCUGUGUGUGUAAAAUAUGGGUCACUGUAAUGCAAGCUGUACUUAAACAGACUGAACCCCAUUAGGAAUAUGUGCGACUUAACUGAUCUUGUGUGACGGUGUUAAGCUCUGGAACUAUAUUCCUCACCCAGUUUUCAGAGAGAACUUUCUGGACGUUCAGGGAUAUUACAGGAACAAGACUCAGUAUUUUAGAUGUUUUUUUUAUGGAAUAUAUUUAUAAACGGCACUCAGUACACAUUAGAAAACCAGUAACAGGUUAACUUCACACUUUGGCACAGGCAUUAAACGUGUAGUAAACAUUAAAGCUGGUUAUUUUUGUUAGUGUUAUGAGAAUUGUGGUUCCUGCAAAGCUAAAACAUUGAUAAGACAGCAACGUAAUUAAGUUUUUUUUUUUUUAAUAUCACCAUAAAGUGAAAGAGGUCACUGCGAUUACCUCCUCCUUCAGGAAACGGACUCAGACUAUUGCUGGUAGUAAUAAGAGUGUGAAAUAAUACUAGUUAAAAAAACCCACAACAAUAGGCCAGUGACUGUUACAGAGGAACAUUAAUUCAGGAAGAGACUGGUGAUCUGUGCCUGGAAGGUCUGGUACGAUACCAAUUGUGAAAAAGAUAAAAGGCUUAACAUCAAAGUAAGAUCUCUUUGGCUGUAUCUUCGAAGAGAAAAAAUUUACUAGUACAGGCAACUUGCAAAGCAUGUCUUCAUGAACGGAUUAAUCCAUUUACUAAAAUUAGAAUUCAGCUAUGUAGCAUUUUUGCCAGUGUAAUUUUUUUUCUGUAAAUUAAAUGCAGAAGUAAACUGCCUCAGUGCAAAGAAUCACAUUUUAACUAUACAUUUAUUAAGCAAGCUAACGGCUGGUGAGUACGUGCAUGUUUAUCAAAACACCGUUACAGGGAAAUAAUUAGUUAACCAGUUAUAAAUAACAUACCGCCCCAAUUAAGUCCGUUUACAGAGAGUAAGCAGUCAUACUUAUUAGCAAAAUAAGGCAUAAUUUGCAAUGCGCUAAUUUUACUUGCAUUGGUAUGGAUAUAAAUAACAAUGUAUUGAUCCAAUCUUGGUACACUAUUGGCUCUUGGUAAAAGUGAGGAUUUUUGGAAGAAUAGGUAGCGUAACACUUCAGAUGCCUUAGAAGGAUAUUGUGAGAGAGAAAGAAAGAAACUAGAAUUAAGUUUAAGAAAAGCUAUUGAGGAAUACAGUUUCUAUGAUGCAUUGAAUUUGAUUUUCAGUUCAGAUUUUAUAUUCUCUGUCUAAUAAUAAAAAAAAGAUUGUGUAUGAAAAGCUUUAUAUACUCUGCCAACAACUGGAAUUCUGUCACUUCCUGUACAUAUGAAAAUUAUUUUUUUGACACAAAUGCACUUAUAUGGGUAGUGACUGUAUGCCAAUAAAAAGAGCAUACGAUCUCUGUA
Chroicocephalus ridibundus (black-headed gull) is the source of this 4649-nucleotide messenger RNA. It is a transcript of the gene PNISR, whose product is annotated as PNN interacting serine and arginine rich protein. The record is from RefSeq and is a predicted model, not a curated record. Gene Ontology annotation, molecular function: RNA binding. Gene Ontology annotation, cellular component: nuclear speck; presynaptic active zone. The coding region runs from base 179 to 2650 and encodes 823 amino acids. Lineage: Eukaryota; Metazoa; Chordata; Aves; Charadriiformes; Laridae. The transcript has 12 exons.